Molecule: messenger RNA, 4917 nt
Organism: Jaculus jaculus (lesser Egyptian jerboa)
Lineage: Eukaryota; Metazoa; Chordata; Mammalia; Rodentia; Dipodidae
Biological process (GO): DNA integration; proteolysis
Molecular function (GO): aspartic-type endopeptidase activity; RNA-DNA hybrid ribonuclease activity; nucleic acid binding
Source: RefSeq, a predicted model, not a curated record
AUGGCAGUGCAGCCAACAGAGCUGAUCAGAGGUACAUCUGCACAGCAUAACACGCAGAGAGGGAUCGAAAUGGGCAUUCAGCAUUGGGUAACUCUGAAGGUGGAGAGGAAGCCAGUCGAAUUUCUAGUGGACACUGGCACUGAACAUUUGGUACUCUUGCACCCACUGGGAGGACUAAAAGAUAAAAAAUCCUGGGUGCUGGGUGCUACUGGACAAUGGCAAUAUUUGUGGACUACCUGAAGAACCAUUGACCUGGGAGUGGGACAGGUAACCCACUCAUUCAUAGUCAUCCCUGAAUGCCCAGCACCUCUCCUUGGUAGGGACCUAUUAAUCAAGAUGGGUGUUCAAAUUUCCUUCAAAUCAGAAAAACCAGAAGUGUCUGCUGGAGGUCGACCCAUCACCGUGUUGACUCUCCAACUAGAUGAUGAGUAUCGAUUAUACUCUCCCCCGGUAGAGCCUGAUCAAGACCUAAAGCCCUGGUUAGAACAAUUUCCCCAAGCCUGGGCAGAAACCGCAGGCAUGGGCUUGGCGAAACAAGUACCCCCACAGGUCAUUCAACUAAAAGCCAGUGCUACGCCAGUAUCAGUCAAACAAUAUCCCAUGAGCCAAGAGGCCUGAGAAGGAAUUCGGCCCCAUAUUCUAAGACUGAUUCAACAAGGUAUUCUGGUACCAGUUCAGUCCCUCUGGAACACUCCCUUACUGCCAGUUAGAAAACCCAGGACCAAUGAUUACCGCCCAGUACAGGACUUGAGAGAAGUCAAUAAAAGAGUACAGGACAUACAUCCAACUGUCCCAAACCCUUACAACCUCCUUAGUGCCCUCCCACCUGAGCGGAUUUGGUAUACAGUGUUGGAUCUAAAAGAUGCUUUCUUCUGCCUAAGAUUACAUUUGGACAGCCAACCUCUUUUUGCCUUCAAAUGGAGAGACCCAGACACAGGAAGGACUGGGCAGCUCACCAGGACUCGUUUGCCCCAGGGGUUCAAGAACUCCCCAACCAUCUUUGAUGAAGCCCUAUACAGGGACCUAGCCAAUUUUAGAGUUCAACACCACCAGGUAACCCUCCUUCAAUAUGUUGAUGACUUACUCCUGGCAGGAGCUACCCAGCAAGACUGCCGAAAAUGUACAAAAGCGUUACUACUGGAGCUGACUGACCUUGGCUAUCAAGCCUCAGCUAAGAAGGCUCAAAUAUGCAAAAGAGAGGUAAUGUAUUUGGGGUACUCCUUGCGGGAUGGACAAAGAUGGCUGACGGAGGCACGAAAGAGGACUGUAGUACAAAUACCAGUUCCAACUAUGGCCAGACAAGUUAGAGAGUUCCUGGGGACAGUUAGGUUCUGCAGACUAUGGAUCCCGGGGUUUGCAACCCUAGCAGCCCCCCUCUAUCCACUAACUAAAGAGGAAGGAAAACUCACUUGGACCUCCGAACACCAGGGGGCAUUUGAUGCCAUCAAGAAGGCAAUAUUAAGUGCGCAUGUCUUAGCCCUCCCUGAUGUGACUAAACUAUUCACCCUUUAUGUAGAUGAGCGUAAGGGGAUAGCCCGGGGAGUCCUAACCCAAUCCUUAGGGCCAUGGAGAAGACCCGUUGCCUACCUAUCAAAGAAACUUGACCCUGUGGCUAGUGGAUGGCCUGUAUGUCUAAAAGCCAUAGCAGCAGCAUCCACGUUGAUCAAAGAUGCUGAUAAGCUAAGUCUAGGGCAGAGGAUAACUGUCAUUGACCCCCAUGCCCUGGAGAGCAUUGUCUGGCAGCCCCCAGACCAAUGGAUGACUAAUGCCCAUAUGACUCACUACCAGAGCCUGCUCCUCACCAACAGGAUAACGUUUGCCCCACCUGCCAUCCUCAACCCCACUACUCUCCUGCCUGAAGAAACUGAUGAGACAGUGACUCAUGACUGUCAUCAACUGCUGGUUGAGGAAACUGGGAUCCAAAAGGAUCUUACAGAUGUCCCACUGACUGGAGGAACAUAAACCUGGUUCACAGAUGGGAGCAGUUACAUUGUAGAAGGUAAGAGGAUGGCUGGGGCAGCGAUAGUAGACAGAACACAAACAGUCUGGGCCAGCAGUCUGCCAGAAGGAACUUCAGCACAGAAGGCUGAAUUUAUGGCCCUCACACGGGCCCUGCGACUAGCUGAAGGAAAGUCCAUGAAUAUCUACACGGACAGCAGAUACGCUUUUGCUACUGCACACGUACACAGGGCCAUCUAUAAAUAGAGAGGGCUACUUACUUCAGCAGGUAAAGAAAUUAAAAACAAAGAAGAAAUUCUAAGUUUGCUAGAAGCUCUACAUCUACCCAAAAGACUGGCCAUUAUACAUUGCCCUGGCCACCGAAAAGCCAAAGAUUUUAUCUCUAAAGGGAACCAGAUGGCUGACCAAGUGGCCAAACAGGCAGCCCAGGGGAUCAGCCUUCUGCCCAUAAUAGAAAAGCCAAAGAAUCAAAAAAAGGGAAAAGAGAUUCUACCUCAAGUGAAGGGACUAGAAUACGUUCAACAAAUACACCGCCUAACCCAUCUGGGGGACAAACAUCUACAAAAACUACUGCAGACGUCUCCUUACCAUAUUCUGAGGUUGCCAGAGAUAGCUGGCUCAGUAGUCAAGCAUUGUGUACCUUGCCAGAUGGUCAAUGAAUCCUCAAGAAUGCCUCCUGGGAAGAGGCUAAGAGGAGACAGCCCAGGUGCUCUCUGGGAAGUGGACUUCACUGAGGUAAAGCCAGCUAAGUAUGGUAACAAGUAUUUACUAGUUUUCGUAGACACUUUUUCCGGAUGGGUAGAGGCUUAUCCUAACAAGAAAGAAACCUCAACCGUGGUGGCUAAGAAAAUACUGGAAGAAAUUUUCCCAAGAUUUGGGAUACCCAAGGUAAUAGGAUCAGACAAUGGUCCAGCCUUUGUUGCCCAGGUAAGUCAGGAACUGGCCAAAACAUUGGGGAUUAAUUGGAAAUUGCAUUGUGCAUACAGACCCCAAAGUUCAGGACAGGUAGAGAGGAUGAAUAGAACCAUUAAAGAGACCCUCACCAAAUUGACCGCAGAGACUGGCGCUAAUGAUUGGAUAGCUCUCCUACCCCUUGUGCUCGUUAGGGUCAGAAACACACCCGGACAAUUUGGACUGACCCCCUAUGAACUGCUAUAUGGGGGGCCUCCUCCACUGGUAGAAAUAACCUCUAUACAUAGUACUGAUGUGCCGCUUUCCCAGCCUCUGUUCUCUAGGCUCAAGGCACUCGAGUGGGUGAGACAAAGAGUGUGGAAGCGACUCUGGGAGACUUACUCAGGAGAAGGAGACUUGCAGGUCCCAUAUCACUUCCAGGUGGGAGAUUCGGUCUAUGUUAGACGCCACCACACAGGAAACCUUGAGACUCGGUGGAAGGGCCCCUACCUCAUCCUACUGACCACUCCAAUGGUCGUGAAAGUUGAAGGAAUACCCACCUGGAUCCAUGCAUCUCACAUCAAGCCCGCUCCGCUGCUGGGCCCUGAAUGGCAAGCCGAGAGGACAGACAAUCCCCUUAAACUUGGAUCUCCACAAGCUGGUGGGUGUCCCGGCUGUCCCUGGGAAAGAGCCUCUGAACAGGGGAGGCCUGCAGUGAACAGCAGUGGUCGUGCUGCACGGGGCACUUCGAACGCGGCGAGCACUCCAAAACUGUUCGGUGGGUUCUGGGGCCAGUUGCCAGAGCGUGGAAGGGUCCAAGAUUGGAUUCUUCUUACUGAAUCAGCAAUGAUCUUCUCUGAAGAAGAUGCCAAACAAAGUAAUACCAGUGCCUCUCAGUGCACACCCAUCUUUGCCUCUAAACCUAUAACCAGACUUAAGGAUAAACAGGUCCUUAGAGAGGAUAUAGGAAGUGUGACCCAUGAGAAGAAGCUAAAGCCAAUUGGAAGCAUCAGAGCAAAAAGGGCCAAUAUUUUGUCCUGUGGUCAUGAGGCCACUGCAGAUGAUGGGCCACUUCUACACUGGACCCCUGCAAAUCUGGCAUCUGGAUGCAAUCUGGAGGUCCAGGGAGGUAAGGCUGAUGAGCCACUAGUUACCUCAGGGCCAGAGGGUCCUGAGGAUGCUCCAGAAACCCUUCUGGUGGAGCUGAAAAGCUCUGAACUGGUGGAGCCUGAAAACUUCAGCCUGACACUGAGGAAAAAGCGAAUUCUAGCCACCACUUGCAAGCUAGUUCCUGGACCUAAUGGCCAAUCCACAGUCAUGCAGGCCAUCAUAGAUGUGGCUUUUCCUCUGACCCACCUUGACUGGGACCUCAACAGCCUUGAAGUGCUGGACCUCAAGGACACAUUUUUCAGUCUGUCACUGGCCCUGGCCAGUCAACGUCUAUUUGCCUUUGAAUGGAGUGAUCCAGAAUGUGGACUCAAUGGACAGUUGACCUGGACCAGACUGCCCAAAGGAUUUAAAAACUCACCCACCAUCUUUGAUGAAGCACUCCAUGAGGAUCUGGCCUGCCACUCAGCCACAGAAGCCUUGCUAAGAGAAUUGGAUGCAUGGGAUAACAAGUUUCAGACAGAAAGGUGCAGCUCUGCCAGAGGAAGAUUUACCGAGAUUGCCAAGCCUCUGUAUGAGGCCACGAGGGGACAAGAAAAUUCCCUUGAAUGGACCCCAGAAAGGGAAAUUGCUUUUUUCCAGUUGAAAAAGGCCCUCCUUGAAGCCCUGGCAUUAGUUUUGCCAGACAUCCACAAACCUUUCCAUCUUUACAUUGAUGAGAACAAAGGCAUAGCUAAAGGAGUAAUGACUCAAACUCUCAGCCCUUGGAAGAGGCCAACUGCUUACCUAUCAAAGAAAUUAGUCCCAGUGGCAACGGGAUGGCCUCCAUUCCUCCAAAUAAUUGCAGCCACCACUUUAUUGGUCAAAGAUUCAGAUAAACUGACUUUGGGCCAAACCCUGAGAGUGACUACUCCUCACGCUAUUGAAGGAGUGCUAAAGCAGCUCCUAACAGGUGGCUAA